AUGGGCUGCACGCAGUCAAAGGGGGCCACCAAAGACCCGCGAAAACCCGCCGGCGCGGCGUACCGUCGCAACAGUCGGAACAGGGGUGAUGUACCGGAUCAUGUGCCAGAGGGGAGCGACAUUGAGCCCUUUGCUCCCAGCCCAUCGCUUCGAAAGUGGUACGACACGCAGCUCGAGGAGGGGCGCAAAUACUUCCGCACACCGUCACCUCCAGAGGUCAAGACACCCCCUCCCGGUGUCACCAAAAAGAAGAAGAAGCAGGCUGGUGCAAAUUUGCCAACAAAGCAGAAGAUGCUGACACUCUACCAUGUGGCACCCCUGAAGCAUGUGGUUGGGAAGGGACAGUACAGUCAGGUGAUGCUGGCCGAGAUGACGGUGCGCACAACAACCGCGGAUGCAUUAGUCAAGGAUGCCAUUGAGGUACAAAACAAAGGCAAGCUGGCCCGUGGCUCUCCAUCUGAAACAGGGAAAGGUGGGCAGGAAGUAGUAGCGACGGGGCCCAAGUACCUCAUUUCAUGCAAGGAAUACGAGUUGGUGGGGGAAAGCACUUCUUUUGUGUUCAACCGACUGCGGGACGAAGUACACCGCCUCGCACGCCUCUCGUUCAGCUCACGUUUGUUAAAGGUGCUACAGAUGGAGAGCGUGUAUGAGAAUUCAAAGGAGGGCGGUGCCAAUGUCCUCAGUGGGCCGGAGCAUCUGGCAAAGGGCCGGAGUAAUGUCCUGGCGGCUGCUUCUGGUGGCCGGCAGGCUACGCGGAAACUCAGUGGUCGUCUUGCAGGACAAGCGCCACACCAGCCACCCGACAAGGUGCGUAUCUACAUGGAGUACGCCAAGUAUGGCACACUACAGAACGCGCUGCUCACGGAGAUCCCUAAGAAGUUUGGUAAGACGUACAUGCAUGAGCUUACAGCAAGAGCAUAUCUCCGCGAGGUCCUUGUGGCAUUAGCAUUUCUCCACGAGAAUAACACGGCCCACACAGAUUUGUGCGCCAAGAAUGUGUACAUCAUGAACAACAUCGGUAGCGUGUACGCCACAUGCUUCCCAGCAUACAUCGCCGACCUCCCUGCUGGGCGGUUCGCCAAGGUUCCGGCAGGAUGGGUCCGUCGCGUGCUGGCACUCAUGGACCCUGCGAGCAUGCAGCCCCAGUAUAACGUAGAGUUUGUAGGGUCGAUUCUGAAUGACAGUAUCGUGUCACAUCUUGGCUGGAACCCAAAUGAUGAGACGUCAAGGGCAAACGGCCCUGGUGACGCGGAGCCGAUCACAGCAGAAAAAGCAGCACCAACACAACCGCCAUCAGAGGGGAACAAGAAAGCCACCAAUGCAAAUGCCCCCGCGGAGGAGAACGAAGUGGAUGAUGAAGGGUGCCGUUGGGUGGAUGACGAAGUCAAACUAUACCUGCAGGGAAACGACUAUACCGAUGACGAUACUCUGCCACUUCCCUCACCUGGCUCUAGUGUGGGCCCAACUAACGUUUUCAAGAGUCCUAACUCGGAAGGACUAACAAUCGUGCACACUGGCUCCUUCUUUCGGUCACCACCAAUGCAGACCUGGCUGCUGCCGCCGCACCCGUACAGUUCAGUGACAUCAGCGGAUUGUGGAGGUGCUGUGCAGAACAAUAAUAGCAUUAGUAGGUCGGUAGGGGAUCCAGUUGGAGACAGUUUAGGCCCUUCCAGUGGUGACCUUGCUCCGUCGGCUGGUGGACACGCUGAGCAUGGCGAGGCCAGCCUAGCGGUACGCUCAGGAAGACGGCGCCCGCGCAAACCCCUGAUUAAGUUGGGUCACUACGGCCUGAUACGCUCCAUCCUCGUCGGCGAUGGGGAAGGCACGGCUCACAAGUUGGGCUGUGUGACGCAUUUGGCCCCGGAGGUCAUGCGACGCGCGCCCUUCACACCGGAGAGUGACAUCUACGCCUUUGCCAUGAUGUUUAUUGAAUUGACAACUCCCAACGGCGACGUAUUCGCGGACCUUCGCCCAAAGAACAUGCCGUUGCCACACACACGAGAGGAGAAGACCGCAUACGACUCACAGUGGCUGGUGAACAUCAAACGAUAUCUCAUGCAGCACGACAACGUGGUGCCGCUGCCGCCGCAGCUGUCGGACGAGUGCAAGGCGAUGCUGCGGCAGUGCCUCAGGUAUGACCCAACGAAACGACCAACGGCGGUGGAGCUGCUGCAAACGAAAUACUUCUUGCUGGGCCACUGGGUCAACGUGGCGACGAAGGAAGAACGCAUGGAGGCUCCGUGGCUCGACACGAACUACGAGGCGGCGGCGCAGGCCUCGGGGCUGCCGCGACUGCCGUCGGAAAUUACUUUCUACCAAACGAGGGCGGUGCUGCGCUCGGCAUUGGGGAAAAAAAACGGCGACGCGAAGCAGACGGCGGACCGCACGUGA
Molecule: messenger RNA, 2391 nt
Organism: Trypanosoma grayi
Lineage: Eukaryota; Euglenozoa; Kinetoplastea; Trypanosomatida; Trypanosomatidae
Product: putative protein kinase
Exons: 1
Coding region: 1-2391 (796 amino acids)
Biological process (GO): protein phosphorylation
Molecular function (GO): protein kinase activity; ATP binding
Source: RefSeq, a predicted model, not a curated record